Cooperia oncophora is the source of this 696-nucleotide messenger RNA. The record is from the annotation of a GenBank genome assembly. Lineage: Eukaryota; Metazoa; Nematoda; Chromadorea; Rhabditida; Trichostrongylidae.
AUGAUCUACUGUCCAGAUGAACUGGUAUGGUUGGAAGAGGAUGAAGAUGGUAUUGAUCCGGCGUAUUUCUCACGAUUUUGCAGUAUCUGCAAUCGCGAUGCUCCGAUUAGAAGUCACCACUGCCCCAUAUGUAAAAUUUGUGUCCUUCGGAAGGAUCAUCACUGCUUUAUAACUGGCGCAUGUGUUGGACUCGGAAACCAACGCUAUUUCAUCACAUUUCUUUUUUGGUGCUGUAUAGGACUGAUAGCUGGAACGCGCUACACCUUUGUAUACUUGUACCGAGCCUCUUCAGAAGGGUAUGCGUAUAAUUCCUACUGUUUAGCCUUUCCUUCCCUACAUUAUCGCUAUUUCAGCUUCCCACUAGGUUGCCGUUGGACGAUGGAUCAUGGUUAUACAGGUUUCCUACAUGCCUUCGUGUGUACAGUAUUUUCAUUCAUGCUUGCUAGCAUUGUAGCAGCAGGAGCAUUCUUUGGCAUGCAGAUUUAUUAUACGAGCUAUGGGUACACAAUGUAUGAAUAUCAUAGCAGUGUAAGAGAUGCCUUCGAUGGUGACGGCACAACUCUUGGUGAGAGGUUCCGCCUGAUUUUCGGUCGUUACUGGUUAUUGAAUUUUUUGUUUCCACUCUGCUGGAGUCCCCAACUACUCACAACUGAAAUCGCGACUAACUUGUUUCGUGUGAGAAGUAAACAGCUUUAG